This is a messenger RNA of Trichomycterus rosablanca, 3702 nucleotides long. It is a transcript of the gene sox4a, whose product is annotated as SRY-box transcription factor 4a. The coding region runs from base 276 to 1217 and encodes 313 amino acids. NCBI's taxonomy places the organism in Eukaryota, Metazoa, Chordata, Actinopteri, Siluriformes, Trichomycteridae. The record is from RefSeq and is a predicted model, not a curated record. The transcript has a single exon. Gene Ontology annotation, biological process: positive regulation of transcription by RNA polymerase II; cell differentiation; anatomical structure morphogenesis. Gene Ontology annotation, molecular function: RNA polymerase II cis-regulatory region sequence-specific DNA binding; DNA-binding transcription activator activity, RNA polymerase II-specific.
GAGCGCAGCGGCUCAGACCUGGCGCAUGGUGCGAACACUGGGCAAGCUCAACAGAUCUCUGUCUUAGACACAAACAGUUUUUUGUUAACUGACCUGCUGGCCAUCCAGAGCGGCUCAGGGCUCGUUUUCAGUCGCACCGGCAGCUAAAUGUUUAACUUUUCCAUUAACGAAGUAACUUUUGCGCAUUUUUACGCGUGCAAGAGAGGCGCGUAAAUCAGUAAAAAAAAAAAAAAAAAAACGCAGUAGUUUUGGAGCUGGAUCACUUCUGAAGAGUUAUGGUGGCGAACAACCCCGAUUUGCUGCACACCGACUCAGAGAUGGAGCUCGACGCGGAUUCUUCGCGCAGCCCGGGCUCGCCGCCUGCCUCUCCCGACAAGCUGGACGUGGCGUGGUGCAAGACGCCCACCGGGCACAUCAAGCGACCCAUGAACGCGUUUAUGGUUUGGUCGCAGAUAGAAAGGCGAAAGAUCAUGGAGCAAUCCCCGGACAUGCACAACGCGGAAAUCUCCAAGCGGCUUGGCAAGCGCUGGAAGCUGCUCCGGGACUGCGACAAGAUCCCCUUCAUCCGGGAGGCAGAGCGGCUUCGGCUCAAGCACAUGGCCGACUACCCGGACUACAAGUACCGCCCCAGGAAGAAAGUCAAACCGGCCAGCCAAGCCAGUGCGUGCAAGUCUGAGAAAGCUCUCACUAGCACAAAAUCGUCCAAAAAGUGCGCGAAGACGCAUAAAAGUGCUUCACACAAACCGAGAGCUGCGUCCUUAUCCAAGCAGAUCCCGGAUACGAAAACAACCAAGCGCUCGCAGUCGCACCCGGGCGGAGACAGCGUCGCGCCGUCCGUGCCAUCCAGCCCGACUCUGACUGAAUGCGGGGACGCGCCGAGCCUGUACGAGGACGCUCGGGCAUCUUCUCCGACACCAUCCGCGUCUCACUCUUCGUCCUCAUCUUCGUCUUCUUCCUCCUCCUCAUCCUCAACGCAUUCGUCCUCCUCGGAUGAAGAAUUUGAAGACGACCCGCUGGAUUUCGAUCCCAGUCCAGCCAGCAUCUCCGGAUUCGGCAGCGACCACGCAACAAGCCUGGACCGAGAUUUAGACUUUGGGUUCGAGUCGGGAUCCGGCUCGCACUUCGACUUCCCGGACUACGGCACGCCAGAAGUGAGCGAGUUGUUUUUGGGGGACUGGCUGGAAUCCACGAUUUCCAACUUGGUGUUCACAUAUUGAGCAGAGCGAACUUGAUGUGAGAGACUUUGGUCGUGGAAAUCACAAACGCGCACCUAAACGCGCAGUCGAGAUGCGCCGUGUGCGCAAUAAAUCCCCACCUGUUUCAUAUUAAAACGCUGUGGGUUGACACGCUUCUAUGUUGGUCGACCAGACGAGGAUGACGAGGAAGUUCCAGGUGCAGAGGAGGUCGAAUUAUUGAGGUAGUUUUGCCUAAUAAUGUGUUUGAAAGAAGGAAUAACAAGUGGUGGCACCUUCUAUAAAAGGGACGUUUAAAAUCCAUCACUGAUUGACAGACUGAUGGCGCGCAGUGCACAUGUUGAGCAUGCUGACUAUAAGGUGUUUUGCCUGGAACAGGUUUGAGUGAGGACAAUAUAAAGACUAAUUCCUCAUGAGUUCUGGGGAGGAGGGGGAACUGUUCAGCUGUUUUAGUGAGAGCAGUGCACAUGCUGAGCCAUGCUGACUGUUUCCAGUGAUGGCACCUUUUACAGAGACGUUUCAGAUCUACGACUGAUUUACUAGCCACAAGUGCACAUGUUGAUGCAUGCUGACUGUUUGCCUGAGUGGGUUUAAGAAAGGCAGCGUUUAGACAAAAAGCCCACGAAUGGUGGCAAGCAAAGUUUAAAUUAUCUAGUCUGUAGUGCAACUAAACCGACACUGUUCACACAUUAUGACCGAUGCAAUGUUUUGCCUAUGAGUGGGUUGAACAGAAGACAGUAUUUGAAUGGGACGUUUUAGUUGGCACAUGUUGGCACAAAUUGACUGUUGAAGUGUUUUGCUUAUGACUGACUGUAUAUGUAUGACAAAACCAUCAGCCAAGCAGAGAUCUGACUUUCAGUGGGACAAAGGGACAUUUAAAAACCAGUUCUUUAGUGGACCAGAUGAAGGUCCAGGAGUUUGGUGACUGUUUUGAAGGGACGAUUGAAACAACUGACUGACUAAUUGAUGUCAUGCUUUAGACUGGUGCAUGUGUUGGCACAUGCUGACUGGUGUAGUGUUUUGAAAGGAACAGAGACCAUAAAUUUUACAGCAGAUGGUAGGGUUUUAUUGGUAACAUAAGUGACAUAAAUCCUCUUUAUAUAACAUAACAAUAUAAAAUUGAGUUCUAAAUCAAAAAUAAAAUCCAAAUGCUGCACAGACUACAGCACAGAUCAGCCCAAAUAAAACCAGCAUGUUUGGAAUUCACACUUUGAAUAUUUUUCCUCUUUGUGCCCCCCUAAUGUAGGACACAAUCCAAAUCUGUUCACUGAUGGACUGACUGAUGUGCCUAGUUUAAACUGGACUAAAUACAAGACGAGAAACUCAUCACCAGCUUUCUUUCCCAUCCAGGAGAUGUCAGGUGUAAAUGCAACUCAGACGGUUCAGCUGUUUUUUUUUAGUCUUACACUACGAAUACAAAUCAGGACCAAAAUCCGUCCGAGGGGCGUCUUCGCUCUCCUGUUUUUUUUACCUGCUCGGUAUCGGUAUCUUCUUAUCUAAACUUCUUUGUGCUCAUUUUAUAUCGAUGUAUUUAUACAGGUGGCAUUUCCUCGUGCUAAAGGAACAGUUGGGAGGAAAUGCCAGUCUGGCCCGGCGGUGGCUCGUGCUUUUUGUAAGCCACGCGAGGUCUGAAGUUUCCGGUGAAGCUAAUUCCUUUAGCUGACGUAACUUGUCGUGUAGCCUCCAGAUGCAACACGUCUGUUUUCCAAGGGCUAGAAACCGUGUGAGAUUGUGUAAUUGAAGUCCGAAACGUCCGUGUCAUUUUCUACUCGUAUUUUUGUACAAUUUAGUCAAAGCGGUUUACAAAGGUCACAAUUCCUCCACCAGCCACACAGAGACUGUAUGUAGCACCAGCAGCAGUGUCCUUAUGGGAAAUACUGUUCCAAUACUGUUCUUGUGCUUUAUUAGCAAAGCCUUUCAUUUUAUUUUUAAUUUGUAUUUUGUUUUUGAACCACUGGAUCAAAUCUGAAAACGCCUACAGAAAUGAAGUACUGCUCUCACUCCGAAAUGUACAAGGAUGUUUUAAUCUUUUUGUACUUGUCGUAGCUUUUUUAGUGUGUCACGUGAGGCAUGGUGACUAGCGUUUUCGUACUCUUACUUUCUCGAUUCAGGUUGAGCUAAAAAAAAAAGGAUGAAGCGUAAAUAAAGAUUUAUGUACAUUGAUUGUAUUAUAGGUAAAGACUGUGUGCUUGUUUGACAAGGAUCAGUCGCCACAGGCACUUGAACAUAUACCUUUAUGAUGUUUGUCCCUCUGUUUGACUUGUUGUUCAUGAGUUCUUCGGGAUAAAAUAGGCCUAUAUACAUUUUAUAUUUGUUUCAUUUUGUGCAAUAUGCUGUGUACAAUAUUGUUUUGUCUUGCCAUACCAUAUCUCUGUUAUUUUUAAAGUAGAGAAUUCAAAAGCCAGCCAGUUGUGUCGUCACUGCCUGCCAGACCUCUGUACAAAAACAACAAAAGAAAAAAAAAAAACUUGUCUUUUUUCCAGAAGAAAAUAAAAUCAGCUGGAACUGA